Messenger RNA from Trichoplax adhaerens, 576 nucleotides. RefSeq lists its product as uncharacterized. The annotation marks the transcript as partial. Gene Ontology annotation, molecular function: protein kinase binding. Gene Ontology annotation, biological process: signal transduction. The record is from RefSeq and is a predicted model, not a curated record. NCBI's taxonomy places the organism in Eukaryota, Metazoa, Placozoa, Uniplacotomia, Trichoplacea, Trichoplacidae. The transcript has 6 exons. Gene Ontology annotation, cellular component: nucleus; nucleotide-activated protein kinase complex; cytoplasm.
GAAGUGGACAAGGAUAAACUACCUACGGUCUUUCGUUGGUCAGGAGGUGGAAGCAGUGUUUACGUUGCAGGAACAUUCACCAAUUGGAAGAAAAUACCUUUGGUCAAGAGUCAUAGCAAUUUUGUUACCAUUCUUGAUAUCCCUGAAGGUGAACAUCAGUUUAAAUAUUUUAUUGAUGGAAAUUGGAGACACGAUGAGAAUCAAAAAGUCAUACCUGAUCCUUAUGGUGGUGUCAACAAUAUUUUAAAUGUGCAAAAGAGCGAUUUUGAUUUAGAUUCAAUCGAAGCUGACUCAGGUAAGCUUUCCAGUUCACCAGAUGGAAGUUACACCUCAGAAAUACCAGCUACUCUACAGGGUUCUCAGGCUGCCCCACCAGUCUUGCCACCACAUCUCCAUUAUGUCUUAUUAAAUCAAGACCCGCCAUUACAGGGAGAGCCGACAAUAUUGCCCGAGCCUAACCACGUUAGUUUGAAUCAUCUGUAUGCUCUAUCUAUUAAGGAUAGCGUUUUAGUGCUUGGAGUUACACAUCGCUACAGGAAAAAAUAUGUUACCACGUUGUUAUAUAGGCCAUUAUAA